UUCAGCUACAGAUCUAUCUUUGGUGCAUAACUUUUUUCAGAUGCUGAUUAGAUGAAUGCAUUUCUUCUCAUAUUCAUUCUCCAUUGCACAGUUUCUCUGAACAGUGUGGCUACCUGCCUGCAUUCCUUAGUGUGUGGCAGAUGUUUAUGGGGGUAUCUUUUCUUUGCAGGUUUGAUAUGUCUUUGAGCAUUUCACUCCCUGCAUACAAUACUUGGUUUCAGAUGCAGGGAUAAAGCAUAGCUUUUGUUCUUUUAACCACCUUAAUCAACUCUUGGCUAUUCCAACCUCUCUUCUUUGACCCCUCUGUGCUCAGUGAAGGUGCUUAAGGUUGGCUGGAGCAUUUGCCUCACUAUUGGACUGAUGCUGCUGCUGGUAACUGAUACAUCUCUGAACAUCUAAAGGAUCUGGAGGAAAACUUGCACAGAGUGAUGGGCAGUGCUGGCCAAGGUCUGGCUGCUCUGCCCCACAGCCGGGUCACCCUUCAGGAUCCUGUGCUCUUUUCUGGCCUGGAGAAGCUACCUCUUGCUCAAGACCCUGACAGCCCAAGCUGGCGGUCCCUUGACAGCCCAAGCCCCCCUGCUACACCUGAGCAAAGCCUUCCCACCUUUUGCCUGCAGUACUUUAAUAUGCUCUACCCAGAUGACAGCAAUUGGGUCCCAAAGAGUUUGGGUGAAACUCACCAACACUGCAGUCAAGGAAGCAGGACAGAAGUGCCUAAGGAACCUGAGCAGUGCCCUAUCAUUGACAGUCAAGGAUUGAGCCUUACCCCUGAGAUGGAUUAUCAAGCCAGUCUUCACCUUGAGGAGCACUCCCUGGAACAGGUGCAAACAAUGGUGGUGGGUGAAGUGCUCAAGGACAUUGAAACAGCUUGUAAGCUGCUCAACAUUGCCGCAGACCCGGCAGACUGGAGUCCAGGAAACGUCCAGAAGUGGAUCUUAUGGACAGAACACCAAUAUCGAUUGCCCCAGAUUGGAAAAUCAUUCCAAGACUUGUCUGGAAAGGACCUAUGUGACAUGUCUGAGGAAGAGUUCCGUCAACGUUCUCCACCAUGUGGUGAUGUUUUACAUGCUCAUCUAGACAUUUGGAAGUCAGCUGCCUGGAUGAAAGAAAAAACUGCUCCUGGAGAGCUGCAUUACUGUGGCAGUGAAGAGAACUGGACAGACAGUGAGGUAGAUUCAUCCUGCUCAGGCCAGCCCAUUCACCUAUGGCAGUUUUUGAAAGAGCUUCUGCUGAAGCCUCAUAACUAUGGUCGCUUCAUUCGUUGGCUCAAUAAGGAAAAAGGUAUAUUUAAGAUUGAAGAUUCAGCCCAGGUGGCUCGGCUAUGGGGAAUCCGGAAGAACCGGCCUGCCAUGAACUACGACAAGCUGAGCCGCUCAAUUCGGCAAUAUUAUAAGAAAGGGAUCAUCAGGAAACCAGAUAUCUCCCAGAGGCUGGUCUACCAAUUUGUACACCCCGUCUGAAAAGCAGAGCAAAUAGAAUAAAUUCAGAAUAACUGAUUCCUUUGUGAGCUGGAGGACAACUGGAAACAUAGCAUCCUUUAUCCUCUGCAAUGUUGAUAGAGCUAAAAGCAACUGUUGACGAAGAGGCAGGGUGCCCAUUGGAUUUGGCUGGUGAACUGUAGAGAUUCCUGUGAGCCCUAAUUGUGUCUGGGAAACAGGAAACAAAUAAACAUUUAUUGUUAAAGUAAAAUAGCAAAAAGGAAGUGAACUGGGCCACUCAGAUUUCAUUCUAGGCUUUGUGGUUUUGUAGGUUUAUUUCACUUUAAAAGAAAAAAAAUAAUUUAAAUAUCUCCAGCUACACGGUAUGGGAAUCCAAAGAAGGUGGGAAUUUGAUGGAAAGGGAAAGAGAAUACUGACGCUGUAGGGACUUGGAGUCUACGUUGCCUCCUUUCCAUUAUAACAAUUGGAAGACUACUGAGAUCAAAGGAGCAAUGUAACAUUGUUUGCAACUUUGUAAAUUAAAACAGUGGGCAAUUAUAAUAUUGAGUAGCAAUCUUCUGAUCUAUCUGAAAGUUCCUAUACUCUCUAACCUUCCUUUUCUUUCUGUGAAACAAGCAGAAAUCUCAAGAGCCCAUUCUUUGACAGCAGAAACGAGCUUGGGAGCAAUACUUCCAAUGAUUUUCUGAUCUGCUUUUUUUCCUCCUACCCUUAGCACAACAGUUGGGCUUUGAUAUUUGGAGUUUGAUAUUGGAGAAAAACUAAGAAUCAUGAAUUCGGUUUCAGAAUAAUGGUGUAGCAAUAGUUCAGAAUCUGGCUGGCCCUGUUGUAUGGGGACUAUGUUGGUUAGGGGAAUGCAAAAUUGUAGUCUAACUCUGGGGAGCAGGCCAGAAAGUCUGUCCAGGUUUGAUAUUAAUGAACUUGAUUAGUUUUCCAUAUAUGCAGUGAAUGAAAGUAGUCACUGUUUUGGGUAUUGUUAACAGAAGGACAGAGUCACCCAUUCUUGGUGUGUGAACAAACCUCACUUGAGGGAAAGACAAUAGGAUUGUGCAAAGCAGCCUCCUGCUGAAGCUCAGGCUGACCCAAAACAAGAACAAUUUGGCACCUGCUUGCCUGUGGAGGCCAACUAGCUGAGCAUCUGAGAAACACUGAAGAAAGCAGACAGCCCCCCACCCCCCAAGGCUGCCUGAACAUGAUCCUGGCCAUGAUACAGGUGUAUGAACAGCACCUGGAUGCCUAUGCAGAUCCCUGGAGGAGGAUAAUUAUUCCAAAAUCAGAUAAACUCUCUUGCAGUAGAUUUCCUGAAAUUAUGCUGCAAUUUCUGGUAGUGCAGCAACUAUCCUGAGAAUUAAAAAUCGCCUCCCAACCAUGUGCCUUUACGGAAAUCACUUUCUCUGUUAAUUGAUGCUCUUGGUUUCCAGGCUGCAAAAUGGCCUGGACCCAUACAAGUCAACAAAGACAGAGAUGCUGGCUGAUGAUCAAAAGGAAGGUCAUUGUGACUCUCCUUGUGUAAGGUAAGUCUUACACUGCCAACUGAGAAUCAAGAGAUAAGAUGAAAUGUAUGUAUGUAGAAGCUGUCUGGGCUACCAGAAAUUAGGAGAGACUGGAUGUGAUGCUAAACAGUGUGGAACUGACACAAUAUUUAGGGGCAAAAGAAUUAUGGCCAAAAAUUUUAAGGGAAUGUAUAUGAAAACCUAUCAUUACUAAUAUCUGCUUCCAGAAAAAGAAGAUGCAUUAUUCUUUUGCAGAAAAAACACCAGAGUCUCAUGCUCCCAUACAUACUAGCAUAUUGAUUAUGGCAUAAGUAAACUUGUUAAACUUUGAGGUGCCUUAAGACUUUGGUAUUUGACAUAAGAUAAGGUCAAGCCUCCAUGCUGAAUUUAACUCCUGGUGACUUCAUGGGCACAUCUAAAUACAUUUUUUCUUGGAAACAAUUUAAAAGAGAUUUGCCUUUGGCUAGAUGAUGAUGAUGAUGAUGAUGAUGAUGAUGAUGAUGAUGAUAACAAUAAUGGAAUAAGACAAUCUAUCUUACAGCUCUGGUGUUUCCUGGUGAUCUCCUAUGCAGGUAUUAAUCAGGUCUUACUUACCAACUUCCUUGUAACCUUACUUACCUUUUCAAAAUUAGCUAGUGUUAGCUAACUGCUGCCACCAGGAGGAAUAUUGACUUCAUGCACAGCAUAUACAUUUUUAGACUUGUUAGGUAUGUUGUGGUGUGUGUAUAUGUGUAGAAUGAUCUGAGUUAGCUUAUAUGAUGAUAAAUUCAUCCGUCUUUAAGGCAUUAGAAGAUUCUUUGUUAGUAUACCUUUUAUCCUGACAUUAGGAAUAUAAGCCCCUGUGUACUGGACUGGAGUUGAUGUGAGUUUUGUUGUUGUUCAGUCGUUAAGUCGUAUCCGACUCUUUGUGACCCCAUGAACCAUAUUGCGCCAGG
Molecule: messenger RNA, 3864 nt
Organism: Python bivittatus (Burmese python)
Lineage: Eukaryota; Metazoa; Chordata; Lepidosauria; Squamata; Pythonidae
Source: RefSeq, a predicted model, not a curated record